AAAUAAAAAGAAAUCUCUCUGAUUCUCUCAACCUUUGAAUAUCUCUGCAUUUUCCUUCUCUGUUUUCUCAGUUUUUUACUUCAAGUGGCCGUUUCUCUCAAUCCAACAAGGUGGCAAAAGAGGAAAAAUCCUUCGUUUUUCUCUCUCUUCAAAUAAUAGUUAUAAUUCAAUGGCGGCCUUUCAUUUUAUUGUCCUCUUCCUUAUUCUCAGCUUCCUUUAUCUUCUCUCUCUUUUCUGAUCCCGUUUUUUUCACCGACGUUCUUUCACUAACCCUAUCUUUGUAAAUCCUUUUCCCCUUUUGAAACUUGGGUUUUUUCUGUUUGGUAGUCCGAACCCAGAGAGCAAGAGAAAAAAGGGUCUUUUUUUUUUAUAAGGCAAAGCUCUGACCAUGGAAGAGUCAGGGCAGUUAAAAAGGGCCUUACUGGAUGCCUCCGCCGGUGCUAUUUCUGGUGGCAUUUCUCGGACUGUUACUUCUCCCCUUGAUGUUAUUAAGAUCAGAUUUCAGGUUCAAUUGGAGCCCACAUCUUCAUGGGCUUUGCUUCGCAAAGAUCUUUCGGGAUCAUCAAAAUACACUGGAAUGUUUCAGGCAACAAAGGAUAUAUUCAGGGAAGAAGGUUUAGCGGGUUUUUGGCGUGGUAAUGUCCCAGCUUUACUUAUGGUUAUGCCUUAUACUGCCAUACAAUUUGCAGUGUUGCACAAAUUGAAAACAUUUGUUUCUGGUUCUUCCAAGACAGCGGAUCACCUUAAUAUAAGCCCCUACCUGUCUUACGUCAGUGGGGCAUUAGCAGGUUGUGCAGCUACUGUUGGAUCUUAUCCUUUUGAUCUUCUACGGACUAUAUUAGCUUCACAAGGUGAACCUAAGGUAUACCCCAACAUGAGAUCAGCACUCUUUGAUAUAACUAGAACUCGUGGCGUCAGAGGAUUGUAUGCUGGUUUGUCACCAACACUGGUUGAGAUCAUUCCUUAUGCUGGCUUGCAGUUUGGCACAUAUGAUACAUUUAAGCGGUGGACCAUGGCUUGGAAUCAGAUAAGUUUGUCUAAUACAAACUCAACCAUGGAUGAUAGCCUUUCAAGUUUUCAACUUUUCAUUUGUGGGUUAGCAGCUGGUACUUGUGCGAAACUCGUCUGUCAUCCACUUGAUGUAGUCAAAAAAAGGUUCCAGAUUGAAGGACUACAGAGGCACCCAAAGUAUGGAGCUCAAGUAGAAGAUCAUGCUUAUAGGAACAUGUUUGAUGCCUUACGUCGAAUCUGGCAAUCAGAAGGUUGGCAUGGUUUUUAUAAGGGAAUUGUUCCAUCAACAAUCAAAGCUGCACCUGCCGGUGCUGUAACAUUUGUGGCUUAUGAGUUUACGUCAGAUUUGUUAGAGUCCAUUUUGACUUGAACCUAACCUAGAUUUUCACUUAUGUUUCCCUUCUCUUCAAUUAGAAAAUUCAUUCUUUUUCCCUGGAUAGGAGGAUAAGAAAGGGGUUAUCCUAUUCUUACAUUCAAUUUCAUCAUUAUUUACAGGCACUAAGAUGUAGAGCAGAGUAAAUUUUUGUAGCACUUUAUAAAAUGAAGGGAAUCGCAUUGGAUAUUCAUUGGUCUCUGCAGCAGUUAUGGAACCACUGAAUUUCCAGAGUGUUGCAGAUCCUGUACUGUGUGGUAAUGGUAUAUCAAUUUUGCAUGAUCUUAGCAAAAGCUUUAACCUUGAACUUUUUUGGCAUCAGCCCCUCGCCUGCGGCCUAUAAACU
This is a messenger RNA of Durio zibethinus, 1730 nucleotides long. Its product is annotated as mitochondrial thiamine diphosphate carrier 2-like. Lineage: Eukaryota; Viridiplantae; Streptophyta; Magnoliopsida; Malvales; Malvaceae. Gene Ontology annotation, biological process: transmembrane transport. The record is from RefSeq and is a predicted model, not a curated record.